Molecule: messenger RNA, 5230 nt
Organism: Belonocnema kinseyi
Lineage: Eukaryota; Metazoa; Arthropoda; Insecta; Hymenoptera; Cynipidae
Product: putative mediator of RNA polymerase II transcription subunit 26
Exons: 13
Coding region: 504-3704 (1066 amino acids)
Source: RefSeq, a predicted model, not a curated record
AAAACCGGUGAUGAAUCGACUACGUGUUUCACGAGCAAUAACUCUAAGUCUAAAAUUCCAUUUCAGAGCUUCAAAUCCUUUCAAAUCUUACACAAAUUUGCAAACAACUUUUUGAGAUACAUUGUUGUCCAGCCUCCGGACGACAAACUUCUAAAGUUAACGGCGGAUUGUGAUUGCGGCGUAGUGGGAGGAUGAUAGAAGUGCAAUGUUUGAACAUUCAUUCGAAUGACAGGUGGUGAGGCGAGCAGGUCGUGAGUGUUCGUGUCGGAGGUGUUUAGUGCUUUUUUAAGUGCAGUUAUUUAUCAACUGGAUAAUUGGAUAUAUAAGAAGUACAAAAGUGUCAAUCAAGGAUUGACCGAUUUUUGUGUCAUGUUAAUAUUCUAUGUGAAUCGUGUUGAUUGCAGUUAGUCUGUCGAGUUUUAUAAUGUAUACGGCAUACGAUCUUCCCGAGGCACUUAGCUACGUAAGGAAAGAUUGUGCAGGGGUCAAAUUGGCAGAUCUAUAUGGGGCAAUGCGUAUCUCGUAAGGCGGGGGCUGUCAUGGCAGCAUCCGGCUACUCACCAUCUUAUCGAAUUAUGGACAAGCCCGCGAAGAAACAGAACGACAAAGGUACGACAAAGAGGGGUAUGCCGUAUACAAGAGGCGCGGCCAUAUCCUUCGGUUUUCGCAGGAGACCCACAACGACCGGGAUUCCAGUUCCAAUAGCGAGUUACAACUCGGAAUCGACCAUAAUUCACCCCAGGUCGAAAUCAGCUGGACCAGAACACGAUCGAAGGUGCGAUGAGGACAACUAUCAUCAAAUAAGAACCCAAAGCUCUUCUUCAGGCCGAUCAACACCUCGCCUUGCACCACCCAAGAAGGAAUCUUCGGGCCUUGCAGUGCGAACGAAUCGAUUUGGAUUCCGACAUCCGCAGGUCAGAUAUACCGACAAAGUCACUGACGUCUGCACCAGCCACAAUGCUAGCCACUUUAAUCAGGAAAAGAUGCUUCAACAACAUGUCUCUCAACAGCAGAUAAUUCAGCAACAACACCAGGACAAUUACAAUCUACGGCAAAGUAGAGCACCGCAAGCCUACAACAAUCCGCCAAUUUCGAAACCUAGACCUUCUCCGGUCAAUCAUCCUUCCUACAACAAUAAUCAUUUCGAAGAUCGGAAGGUUUCUGGAAUUCCAGAACCUAUCAGCAAGUACACUUUGCAGACGAGUCAUUUGCCCCUUCCUCAAUAUGCAGUUAGGGUCAACGAAUCGAAUUCUAAAAUUGCGAAAACAGCAGCUAAUCAGAGCAGGAAGGUGUCUACAAACUCCAGAGGAUGUUCGAGUUCUAAGGAUGGAUCUGGUACCGAGGAUUCUGGAGUUGGGAGUCAUCAUGGCUAUUCAGACGAAACUGACAUGGCUCGAGGUCUUGAUUUUAUCGAUAGUAGUCCAGCAGGAAGUAGGCGAGGGUACAUUAGACCGAGGAAUUUAAGAAUGGUAGUCACAGGGAAGAGUUUUGAUGUGAGAGAUGUGGAUGAUGAUAGCACUGUGACUGAGAUUUCCGUGAUCCCCCUUCCAAAAUCUUUUGCUACUCCUGCUAAUUUGAAUACCGGGUUGGUGAGGGAAAGAGCAACUCACUAUCAAAGGAUUCUGAACAAGGACAAUAGGUACACUGAUUCGACUACCUCUAUGUCGACAACAUCAUCUGAGGGUUAUGAUGAAGGUCUGGGAGAGGAGAAGGUCUACAAAGACCUUUCUGAAAGACAAAGACGUUCCGAUAAGAUUCCAUCCAUCAAGUCUGAUUUCAGUCCACCAAGUUCAGAUGAUCCAGAGUAUGGACAUGGUGAGGCCAUGGCGGAUGAGUAUUCGUUAAGUUCCAGCGAAGAAUGUCAGAGGACCAGUUCCACCGAGCAGUUGAAGACUAUUUCGAACGCAGCCAAAAACGGAACUCUUCCUAAAAGUACUUUGAGGUCAGUGCUUCUUACGAUUGAAGACCCGGCGUUUGCGGCAGUUGCCGCGACAGCAACGACGCUCAUUGAUGACGAGACUUCUCCAGUGGAUAGUCUUUUUGAUAGUCCAACAGUCAGUAUUACACAUUCAGAUGGGAAGACGAAGAAGGAAAAGGAUUUGGAUAAAUCGCCGAAUAAUGAUGAUGAUUGUCCGGGAACGCCUACGAACGCAUCGAAUUCAUUGAGUUUGUCGGAAGGGAGGGAAUACUUUGAUGAUGAGAUUGAAGACCAACCUGGAUUGGUUUUUGAUGAAACCUUGAGAGCUCCGACGGAGGGAAGGUCUAGGGCUGGUAGUCAAGCGCACACGGAAAAUAGCCAGACUGUGAUCGAGUCUACGCCAAAAACAACUCUCUUUCAACCUAAAAGUGUGGAGAACAGUCCUAUGCAUAUGCGCAGAGUAACCAGGGCUGGAAGCAUCGACACUUUGUCUUCAUGUGAAUCAAUUGCCUCCGAUGAUUUAAUGUGUGAUUACGAAAGAAGUGAUGCCAGCUCAUAUGGAGAUACAACGCACCGAAUUCAUUCCAUGCACGAUGACGAUGAUGUUAAUGAAUUGCUGGAUCUAGAAGCACAAAGUGAAGAAGUGAUGAGAGAAUGGUCUUCUUUAAUAGGAGUCCAUCAUGCCAAUUCCAAUUCUACUAAUAACAAUGCAAAUUCUGGCAUCAACAACAAUAAUCCCACGACAGAAUCAGGAAUCAGCAGUAGCAGAACGUCCAGAUUAUUGCGAAGUAGAUUCGGCACAGACUCACCAAGAUCUCUGGACAAUGUAAGGACGAGACAAGUUUUCAGCCCCCUCAGGCCCCCGCGAAAUGUCCAAUCGCCAAGUUUGGAUUCCGGAGAUGAAGGAAGCCUUCGGCUGGAACGUGGAACGUACCAGCAUAUGUUCCAGGACAUCGUCUCUAUCAAGACUAUGCUCUUGAAACUAAAGAGGGUUCUUCAGGAGUCAGGAGAGAACGGUUUGACGAGGGCAGAAACUCUCAACCCAUUCGAUAAUUCUUUAAAGAAUGGUCUCUUCUACAACCUGAACGAGGAGGGAACGACUGAUACUAGCACAUCUCCUAGCAGUGUGAAAGACAACAUAAGCGACGAAUUAACUGAUUUAAGAAGGCAGGUUGUUUUCUUGCAAGGUCAAGUCGAAGAUAAAGAUCGGACGAUACAGUUGCUCCAGUUGCAAAUGACGAAGCACCAGGGUCUGAAUGGAGUAGAAUCUCAAUUAAAAACCCCUACUGGCCAAAGUGAGGUAAAAGAAACUUGCAAUGCGACAACGCAAACAGAAAAGAUACGUCCAGUCUCAGCAGGACCUGGGAUGCUGCAGUCACUUCCUCAGGAUAGCGGCAUGGGGCCCCUCGUUAGUUGGAGUGACUUCAACAAUCACCGCCCUCCAUUGAUCGCAGAAUUUAACCAAAACAAGUCCCGCAAAUCAGCGGAUCGUUCAUUCCGAAUGUUGCGUUCGCCGAAGGAACACACGUCAAAUCGGAAGAUUGGAUUGGCAUCAGAUAUUUCUUCGAAUAACAUCUCGACGAAAGACACCCAAACUGCGAAAUCCGUCGAUUUAGCUGAAAUUGUUCAAGAAUUACCUAUAAAAAUUGAAUCCUCGCCAAUAAAAUCAUCGAUACCCGCACCCAGGAGGUUGGCAACUUCAACGCUUAUACCGAGAUCAGCAAGAGCUGUUUCAGCCACGGGUCGAAUACCUGGUCCAGAUUUAGGAAUAACAUACAGAGGCUAGUCUCCUGGCUCUCCAAAUUUUGGAAAUUCUAUUUCGUCCACUCCUAAAAUAAAUUAAUUGUAAAUAAAGCUUUAAAAUUUAUAGGCCUAAUUCUUUUUAGCUUCAUCUCUAUUGCUUCUCGAUUGCUGAGAAUUUACAAAUUUAAUUUGAUAAACAUUCCCUAAAUUUGGACUGAGCGAUUGUGAUGAAAUUAUUGAGCAAGUGUACAUUGUAAAAAUUUACACGCAGAAAUGUAAAUUUUUUUUUUAACAAGUUUGAUUCGAACGACCGUCGUGAAAAAUUGAAAACUUACCGCCCUUAGGUUUAUGAUAUAAUUUAUUUGGUCGAGCUUUUUGUAGAUUUAUCGAAUUUGUAACAAAUAGCGAUAUCUGUAUAUAUUUGAUUGGUACAAACGUAAGAUUUUUUAUCGUACGUAGUAAUCGUAUAAGUUUAAACUCUCACCUCGCGGCAAGAAGAUAUUAAUCGGGUGAUUGUAUUCUUUUCUUGCUUUACAUAUUUAUUAUCGUGAUCUCAGAGAAUGUGUUUUUUUUCUUUGCACGAAAGCUCAGUUUAUUUCUCCUCGAAAGAAUAAUUUCUAUUGUAAAAAAAUACGUUUAUUUCGAUAAUUGCACAGCUUAUUGGCUCGUGCUUUUUUUGCAAAGUUGCAGAAUUAAAACGCUUUUGCAAUAUACAAUGUAUUAUCUUUUUAUAUAUUAUUUUGCAGUCUCGAUCGCUUGAUUUGCAAUAAUUUAAUUAGGUACAUUCGCAUGUACUCGUCAAUUUUUUUUCUGGCGGUCGAAUACGUAUUCUGCAGUAUUUUAAACUACAUUUCUGAGGACUUUCAAUUUGUAGAGGAUGCCUAUAAACCUGAAGCUACUCUUUGUUUCAAGUCAAAGUCCUUUAGUGAAUUUCUCAUAGUUUUGUAAUAAGAUCUUAUUAUUUCUGGUGCUAAUUUAUACAUAGAUUUCUUCGAUUGGAAUAAUUUAUUAAUUUGAUUAAUUGGAAUUAAUCAAGAAUUUUUAUUUGGAAACAAUAUCUGUUAAUUUAAAAAUUAUUCAUCUUUUUUCAAUCGCUUACAGUUUUAAAUUGAAAAGGCCUGAAAAAUUAUGUCUAGUUUCUCCUGAAUAGUUGAAAAAUGAAAGACUUGAUUCCGAGAAACUGCAUGAAAAUUACUUUUGUUUUGUUGUAAAAGCUAAUCCUAUUAAUUGAAAAAGGAUUUUUUUACGCUAUUAUACCUUGCUACUAGAAAAUGAUAUUGUGAUGACAAGCAAAUCGAAACUAUGUUCUAAGGUACAAAGAUUUAUUUCUCGAUAAUUUAUAUUGUACGUUGUGAAUCUCUUUUAUACAAGGACGCAUUCCAAAUCGACAAACUAAAAUUCCAAUUAGCUACACGUCUUUUAUGUAUAUUUGACAGAUUGUGAUAAUUUAAAAAAAAUUAAAAACGCAUAUUAAAAUAAUCUUUGAUUCUGCAAUCUGUACUUGUAGUGCCAUUUGGCAUGAAAUAGUGAUAAUACUGCGAAUGAAAUAAAGAAACGUAUUUACUCGUA